CUGAUACAGGCGCAAGUUCAAACAAAAGAAAAAAACAACAACAAAAAAAGCAAACAAAUAAAAAAAACUACAAAGCGAAAAGGUUUUUGGGUUUAUUUUUGAUUAACGAUUUGUUUACAUAACGAAAUAUCAAUCUUACUUCAUUAACUUAAUGAUGCCUUGUAGUGCAAAUAUAUCUUGUUGCUGAUCGUGCUCCAUAUAAAAUUCCGACGUUCUUUAUAAAGUUUCGGUUUCUAAAUCAAUUUUUAAAGCAAGAGAAAAAACCUUAGUUGUUUAAAAACAUAAAAGCAUCGACAAAACUUUUAAUACCACAAACAUUUAACAAUGAGUCUUAAUUCCCUUGGUUAUAAUAUUCGCUUAACAGUCAAUGGAUUUAAAGGAACAGGAAAAACAACAUUGAUUCAAACAUUAUUUGGAAAUUCACUUUCUCAAGAUCUAACUGUUCAUCUUAAAGAAGAUUUUUAUUCGGAUAAAAAAGUCAAACAAAAUAUUGUUGAAUCGGACGGAAGGAACGAAGCAGUUACUUCAUGGGCACAUGGUGUUGUAAUUAUGGUAAGCACCAGCAGUUUAAUUUCAUUUAUGUAUGCAGAAGAUUUUAUUAUUAGAGCAAAAGAAAUAACUCUUAAGAAUGCUCCAAUAGUCUUAGUUGUUAACAAUAAAGACGAACUUAAUCGUAAAGUAUCACUCACUGACUGCAUAAAACUUGCUAACAAAUAUGAUUGUAAAAUGUAUGAACUUUCUGCGCAAAACGAUGUUAAACUGGUCAAAGAGUUGUUUAAAGAUAUUUGCAUUGAAAUAGUCUCUAAAACAAGAAGAAGAAGCAAAACUGUGAAAACGUGCCCCGUAAAAAAAGCCCCGAGUAUACUACGUAAAAUGCUAACCUUUUAAAAAGUGUUAUGAAAAUAAAUUUUUUCUAAAAAGUAAAUUGAUCAAAUACUUAAGAUAUCUUUUACUUUUCAAUAAAAUACGUUAUCAUUAAA
Messenger RNA from Hydra vulgaris (swiftwater hydra), 980 nucleotides. RefSeq lists its product as uncharacterized. The record is from RefSeq and is a predicted model, not a curated record. Gene Ontology annotation, molecular function: GTP binding; GTPase activity. Lineage: Eukaryota; Metazoa; Cnidaria; Hydrozoa; Anthoathecata; Hydridae.